This is a messenger RNA of Malus domestica (apple), 398 nucleotides long. Its product is annotated as metallothionein-like protein type 3. Gene Ontology annotation, biological process: intracellular copper ion homeostasis. The record is from RefSeq and is a predicted model, not a curated record. NCBI's taxonomy places the organism in Eukaryota, Viridiplantae, Streptophyta, Magnoliopsida, Rosales, Rosaceae. Gene Ontology annotation, molecular function: copper ion binding; zinc ion binding.
UAAACCCUAAACACACUUCAGUUCCAAGUUCUAAGUUCAUCUGCAACAUGUCAGGCAAGUGCGACAACUGCGACUGUGCGGACAGCACCCAAUGCGUGAAGAAGGGAAAUAGCUACGACUUGGUGAUCGUUGAGACUGAGAACCGCUCCAUGGACACCGUCGUCGUGGAUGCUCCUGCCUCCGAGCACGACGGAAAGUGCAAGUGUGGCACAUGCUGCUCAUGUGUGAGCUGCACCUGUGGUCAUAAAACCCAUACAACCAAAUUAAAGAUGACCUGGACCUGGAGGACAUUUCAACUUCUUCCGUCCGAUACCUCAUCUCUGGCGUCAACGGCGGUGGCGUGUCGAACGAUUUCAUCUCGACUCGGAAGUCUGGGUUCAACUGCGGGUCCUCUGUGA